GGCUCCCGCACAGCGAGGCAAGAGAUUGCAGUUGCUUCCCGUGUGGUGGUGAAUGUUCAGUAAAGUUUCCGGGGGUUUAGCGGUGUGUCCUGUGGGAGGGGUUUGUUCUGUUUGAACGAGGCUUCUGUUCAAAGGGGAGAGAGAGAGAGGGAGAGAGCUGUCUCGCUCUUUUUAUGCUCCGUUGUCUUAAGGUACCGGAAGCAACAUGGUUUUAAAGAAGAAGAAAGACGUCGCCGUGGGUCGUGUUGUUCUGGACGAGGAGAAGCUGAAGAGCCUGAGGGCCAUUGCAGUCGAUGAGGAGAGGAGUUUGGCAGUUUUGCUGUUGGAAUGUGCAGAGCUAACUGAUGGGGUGCAGCAGUUACAUUCACUGAAAAAGAUCGGCCCAUUGUUACAAAAGCUGGACAGAGACCCUGUGCGCUUUUCCCAAACGCACCAUUGCUUAAAAAUACUAGUUGGAAUUUACUGGGAUGUGGAAUCCAAAAGUCCCUUGAAAAGAGCAGUGGCAAGCUCCCUUAGCAAUAUUCCUGAAAGCUGGAAGGAGGAAGUGAUUGGCUGCCUUGUUAGUUGCCUGAAUGAAGAACUGUUGACGGCGGAUAAAUGCUGCGUUCGGAAGGUGGUGGAAUCCAUUGCAGCAAGUAUGGAGAAUUUUAGCCUGGGUGAAGAAUGCAUGCACCAUCUGUACUUGGAGGUUCUUCAGUUUCUUCAUAAAACAUUGGUGGAUUUUAAAUUGCAAAAUAAGAGUCUUGGUGGGCAACACAUUCUACAAAACCGUCUGAUGCAUGAUUCACUAGUGGCUCUGAAAGCUUCAAUGGUCCUUGUUCAGAAAGUUCAAGAGAAAAUACACGGAUGUUUCUGUGGAACUGCCGAGCCUCCUCUCUGGGAAGUGAUGUGCGGGCUGCUUACGUGUUUUAUUGAAAUACUGGUUGAUGGUGAUUUCUUACAGGCUGUUCAGAGUACAGCGGGCAUGGCUGCUGUUUUAUUUAUCAAGACCAUUGUGCAUCAGGAUGAGGCACUGCCAAAGCUAAUUCACCAUCUGCUUUUUAACACAUUGAGAAGAGUUCCCGAUGUGCCCGAGUGGCUGAUUGAGAGCUGUGGGGAGCUGUGUAGAACAGCACCUUCAGAUGCGUCAGUCCUUUUCCUAUGCCAGGGGACACUGGCAAUGUUGGAUUGGAGAAGUGGAAGAAUGAAACAAAGCGGUGAACAGCUACUUUUGGAGAUGUUGACUGUUCUGCUGUCACUUAACACGCGCUUGAAGGAAUCCAGCAUGGCAAUGUCCAUCUCCAGAAUCCUCACUCUAUGGACAUGUGGCGCCUUGGAAGCACUCGAUUCCCAUUCCUGCUCCCAGCACCUGAAAAACUCCCUGAGCGGAAGCUCUGAAGCUGUUCAGAAGCUGCUGGAAUACGUGUGGACACACUGGGAACAUCCUCUGGAUGGAGUGAGGCACCAGACAAAAGCCCUCUUUAAAAACGUUUUGAAGAUUCACCAGAAAGCCGCCGGCUGUUGCGGAAUGACGGAUCCCUUCUUCGUGCGUAUGACCAGGACAUUGUUGGAUCUGGAGUGGCACGUCAAAGGGAAAUAUGCUUCGCUCAGUUGCCUGGUGGAAUAUUUGGGUACCCAGCAUAUCCUGGACGUCGAUGACUCCAUUCCGAAGCAAGUCCUGGGGGUAAUGCGUGAGCAGUCUCUGGCCAACUAUGCAAGCGACCUCCUGGAAAAAAUGUUUGUCAGUCACAAGAAACAACUAUCCUCAACACAGCCGAGCGCUUGGAUUGACCAAUGGCACGAAACAUGGGUGUCUCCGUUUCUCGCUGCACUGUGCGAGGAAGAGCCCGGCCACACGACGUACAUAAUCGAUUACUAUCUGCCCAAACUGCUCAAAUGCAGUCCUGAGAGCCUGACUCACAUGAUCAAAGAGCUGCGGUCUUCAAGCCAAAGCAGAACCAUAGAUCCGUUCAGUAGUAGGGGAGCGCUUGGAGCCCUGAUGACCUGCCUGAGAGCGGCACGGGCACGAGGGCUGUGGAACGGAGAUGAGAAAUGGGACCAACUGGUGCCCGUGAACCUUGUAAAGCAGGCUCUGGUUCACAAACAUGAACAGGUGCGUGUCGAUGCCUUGGGCUUGAUCUGCGAGACUCACCGAAGUACCCAAACUCUGUCCUCGCAGGAGAUGGCUUUAAUAAAAUUCUUCCUCCCGUAUAAUCUGAACAGCCAGUCCCCUGGGACGAGGCAGCAGAUUGUGUGGCUAAUGAAGAAGUUAUUCUGUAGACUGCGGGACAGUUCUCAAGUGCUUCAUAAACAAACGCAGAACAAAGUUGGACAGAAGAGGGCUCCACGUGAAAACACCUCCACUGAUCACGAUCCAGUUGUUCAACUUCAGCAGUACAAGCAUUUUAUGUUCUGGACGUGUGACCUGCUCUUCCAGGCUCUCUUUCCUGGCACCUCGUACCCCAGCAAAUUCACUGUCCUGAGUCUGUUGGGAAUAAUUGCUGAAGUUAUUGAGUGCUCAGAAGGUCAAACAUACAGAGUACUAGAGAUGACCGAUGUUCUACAGCCAACCUACACAGAUGCUUUGCUGGCAUGUCUGACCAGCACUUUCGAAGAGUUAAAGAUGUUAGCUUAUGACCUUUUAAAGAGGUUUCCAGCUUCAGUGCUAGGAUUAAAGGACACUGAGAAAUUGCAAACUCUCUUGCAAGCAGCUCUGGAUUUGAUGAUCAGCACCAAACCUUAUGACUGUAUCACUGCUUCCUAUCUCCUGGCUUUAUUGACACGACAAGAAGGGUUACAGGCAGCACUGCAUGCUUGCAUUGGUAACCAGCAAAACACUGACUGCACAUAUGGUUCGAGCAGCAAACUUGUUGGAAAAAGAUCUACCGAUCAGGAGUUACUAGAAGCCAAUAUUUUAGCAGUCAUCAAAGUGCUGCUGAACAUCCUGUCCACUGAGAUUGAACAGGCUGAAAGAUCCCUGGUGCAGGCAGCGGCUUCCAAUCCCUUAUAUGGAAGAGUUCAUUGCAUCAUUGGAGCUCUGCAGCAGUUGUCUCUGAAGUCACUAAUAAAAGUAUCGGAAUGGCGAGAGACUGUGACAGAACUGAUAAAAGUGGCUUUUCGUUUGUCUGCAGUCGUGUCCCCAGUUGUCCAAAGCUCGUCUCCAGAAGGACUAAUUCCAAUGGAUACAGACUCUGAGUCUGCGGCAAAUCUACAUGUGAUUCUUAAUGAAAUAAAACCCCGGGACAACAAUGACUAUUUUGCACAAGCGAAGCUUCUGAAAAAUGAGCGGGAUGAAGAGUCGGGUGAAAUCCCACCUGAAGACUGCAAACCCGCUGAGCAUCUGAGCGUGACCAUGACCGAUCAGACCGGCCAAGCUUUCCAGGUCACUGCCCAAAUGGUUCUGGUGUGUUGCUGGAGAAGUAUGAAAGAAAUCUCUUUGCUCCUGGGAUUGUUGUGUCAGAACUUGCCGCUCCAGUCAUCGUCUGACUCCGAGGAUGGACUACUGACAGUUCCCCAGAUUGAAGACAUUGGAGUAUACUUUAAACGACAACUUCUACAGUCGAGACACAGAGGUGCGUUUGAGCUUGCGUAUGUUGGAUUUGUGAAGCUCACCGAAAUGCUUACCAGCUGCAAUAACAGGAGUUUGCAGAAGUUACCUCAGUGCUGGUUAGAAGAUGUUCUGCAGGAAAUCAAAUCCAGUGACCCAGCCUCGAAGCUUUGUGCCACUCGACGAAGCGCUGGGAUUCCAUUUUAUAUUCAGGCGUUAGUAUCUUCUGAACCAAAGGGCUCCAACUUGGGUCUUCUGAAAAUGACAAUGAAGGAGCUGAUGCCAUUGGCCUUGCCAUCAGAAAUGUGCCAAGAUGAUGCCAGCACCAUCCCACAGGUUCACGCUCUGAAUGUCUUGCGAGCAUUGUUCAGAGACACCAGAUUAAGUGAAAGCGUUAUUCCAUAUGUGGCAGAUGGAACACAAGCAGCUAUCCUUGGCUUUACAUCUCCUGUGUGGGCAGUGAGGAACUCCUCCACACUGCUGUUUAGCACUUUGAUCACCAGGAUAUUCGGAGUGAAAAAAGGAAAGGAUGAGCACUCCAAGAAAAACAGAAUGACGGGCAGAGAAUUCUUUGCUCGUUUUCCUACACUUUAUCCCUUCCUUCUGAAACAACUGGAGACCGUCGCAAACACAGUGGACAGCGAGGCUGGUGUGCUGAAGCUCCAUCCUAGCCUGUUCUUAUUGCUUCUUGUACUGGGCAGAUUGUUUCCAUCUCCCAUGGAUGGCACCUCUUCAGCUCUUAGCCUGGCCCCAUUUGUGCCAUUCAUCAUAAGGUGUAGUCACUCGGCUGUGCUUCGAUCCCGAGAGAUGGCUGCACGUGCCCUCGUUCCUUUCGUGACGGUGGAUCAGGUUCUUCCCACAGUCCGCUCUUUGAUGGAAGCACUACCUGGUCUCACAGAAGCUUGCGUACGUCAGAAUCAUGUUCAUGGGACGCUGCUGCAGGCGCUUCAUUUACUGCACUCCUACUUUGAAACAAAACAAAGGACCGAUUCAACCCCUGGCCAAGAGCUGCAUGACAUCAUUGGCUGCACCAGGGCUAAAGUAUGGUUGGCAACAAGGCAGAACCCUUGUUUGCUAACCAGAGCAACGUUCCUUGACAUCAUUGGAAUCCUUUGCCAUCACUUGGGGAAGUUGAAAACAGAAGACCCAGAAACCUUAUACCUCUGGCAGGACAGUUGUCACAUUGUACUGGAGUCGGAACUGGUGAAAGCUGGGCAGCAGUUUUCUCCGGUACCUGGACUGAUCCAGUGGCAAAGAAGCAUCACCAGACUAUCGCUGCUGGUGACAUCUUCUCGUCCCCAGAGGGUGACUCCGCAGGACGGCAGCUGCCAACCGGCCCGUGGGAUUCUUCAACCCGGUCAGCUCCUCUGCCAUCUCUUGCAGUCAGAAUUCCACGAAGUGCGUUUGGUGACCCUGGAGACGCUGAUGUUGUGGCUGGAGGAGUGGGAUGAGAAUGUACUGUUCCUGUUAUCAGAAGCGGAGGACACACUGAAAAAACUAGCAAUGCAAGAAACACGCUCAGAAUGUCUUGCCAAGGUGCUGAAAGCGUUGUCCUAUCUAGAUGUGGAGAGGCUGGUUCCGUGGACAGUGAAUAAUUCAGUGAUGAAUGAGAAUGAACUUCUCAAGUGGGUUUUGUCAAUAGCAAAUGCCACAAAAUGCAGCACUGACUUGCAAAGCGUGACACUCACAUUGGCCUCAAAGCUGGUUCAACACCUUGCAUUACAGAAGCAGCAGAAAUCAUUGGACUCCGAAAGUCACGACUUCAGACAGUGGGUUCAUUUAGUUGCACAGAGUUGUGGAGCGGAGCAGCAGACAGAUAUCCGAUUGACAGCUGCAAACGUGCUUAUUGAUGCUGUCCCAUUGCUGCUUGCCAGUAAACAACUUUAUUUAGGUCUGCUGGACACAUUAAGCUUGUGGAAAUGCGUGUUCACCCUUCUACAAGAUGAAGAGCAAGUGGUGAGGGACACAGCUGCAGACGUCAUACGCAUGAUCCCACCUUUUAUCAAGGCUUGUUGGGACGAUGAUGUUUUGCUCUCUGUAGUCAAUCCAUCCUUGGCUCUGGAUCUUGGCUUUGGUGUACUGUGCGAGCUUCUACAGAUCUGGAGGCAGACCUAUCCUGGAGUCUUGGCCAUCAUUAAGUGGAUGCUGGAAGAAGAUGAAUACAAUCAGAACCUGGGAGAAGAUGACUUUCUCUUUGAGAAAAGUGAAAUUAACCUUUGGGCAGAAAAAAUCACCUUCCUCAACCUCAUCUGGAAGCACCUCUCGACCCUCCUCUCCGGUGCCCAGGUCCCGGUGGGCAAUGAAUCAGAGCUCAGGAGUUUGGUGACGCUGGCGGAAGACCAAGCCCAGCGGGUUGGAUUUCUUGGGAGGAGCCUCGGCCCAGCGCCCGAAUUCUCCCAGACGGCCGACUGCACAAGGUUCAACAUUCAGAAAAUCAGGCUCUCGAAAGUGACCCAGUUAUUGAGUCUGGUUGGACUGGACGCCGCAAUUCCAGCUCACUUCUGAAGUGGAAUGAUCUCAUUAUUUUACUUGGCUCUGCGCUGAGGAAAAACAGGUCAGCUGAAGCAAAAGCAUAACAAAGAGCGGCUUGUUGUGGUUUGUGAAGAUUGUAUCCCACAGAUUUGUAUGUCUUACCACAUGAAGAUUUUUUUUUCGUAUGCCAGCGGUAAUUACGUGACAGCUAUUUCCUUCUUUUGCAGCUGAACAGUAAGUUUUAUUGGUAUCAAAGAGAACUCGUUGGGGAAUUAAUGUUAUGGUACCCAUACACCUGGAGUCCAAAAAGUGACAAAAUGAAACCGUGGGGUGGGGGCUGGGGGGUUGUGGAAGGCAGAAGAAAGUUGGGGACAGAUUGGUUUAUCUGUUUGUAAUAAUUGAUCCAAAUAAAAUAGACAUUUAUUGUU
Molecule: messenger RNA, 6426 nt
Organism: Callorhinchus milii (elephant shark)
Lineage: Eukaryota; Metazoa; Chordata; Chondrichthyes; Chimaeriformes; Callorhinchidae
Product: THADA armadillo repeat containing
Exons: 37
Coding region: 206-6031 (1941 amino acids)
Biological process (GO): tRNA methylation
Cellular component (GO): cytosol
Source: RefSeq, a predicted model, not a curated record